CCGAGAAAGCACCAGUGCAUCCACGAUGUUUUCUUUCCUUCGGGCCAGCAUUCCGCUUCUACUUGCGGCGACGGCAGCCCGCUGUCAAGCAGCAACCGUCAAUGAGACGACCCUGUGCCGGUCCUCCGCCAUUGCAGACGUGUCGAAACAUGACUGGCGGGCGAGCUCGAGUGCGGCCACCAACACGAGCAUCCUGGGCCUGGAUCUCUGCGGGAUAGCAGACGGUCCCGUCAUCAUGAACGCACUCUUCAUGUGAACGCACGCAUGGAGCCACAACCAUGCAUGCCGUUUGCCUGCAUGCGCGUCUUUCUCUCGUUUGUGCGUGUGUGUCUUGGCGUGUGGGGCAGUGCGAUUGGCCACAACAUCGAUGUGGGUCCUUCCGUCCAGAUCCUCAGAGCCUUCAAAUUCAUAUGCCGCCUCGCCGGCAACGGCCUGAAACAGCUGGACAAAGACACAAUGAAGCUGGCAAACGCCCUGAAGAACGAAAGCGGAAAAAAGCAGGCGAAGGCGCUGGAUGUCACUCGCCGAAGCGUAGACAUGGUAUGAAAAGCCCUGAAGCACUUCGGCGAGACACGCACAAACAAGCGACCAUUUCAUGCACGUACGUGUCUCUUCGGUAUGUAUGCAGUGGGCGAAAGAAAUCUCAUUUGCAAUGCGUCAUAUUACCUCCAAGACGCGGCGCGGCUUGAAGGACGAGAUCUGCCUGAGGGACUGGAACCGACCGGAGGGACAGGUAGGCGAUCUUCUCACAGCGGGAUGACAUGGCCGGAUGUCCUCGUGCAGGAGUGUCCCAAGGAAAUGCCGCGGCUGUGUGCCUUCGGGUAUGAGUGCUCCCUGUCAACUUCCAAGUGCGUUCAAUAUCAGUACAUCACCGCGGUGAGGGCACACGUCAGCUUAGUUGAAGACAUACUCAGGCUGCCUUGUUGCUUCCGACGUUCCCCAUGGCUGCAGAUGGACACAAUCGGCGCCCCGAUCUACGUGCUGUCGUACCUGAUGGCCAGCCCCGUGUUGCUACCGGGCUCCAUGACAGCCCGCACCGUGGCCUGGUUCUUGAGGCACAAGUACCUCUUCUACGAACUUGCACAGAUACACCAGGAGGUCAGCUUACUAAACCAGCCGCCCACCGACGACGGACACACGACGUCGGAUAACCACAUUGGCUUUCAUGCUGGUGUGUGUGCAGGUGCAUGAUGAGGUAUUUCAUGAGCUGCCCAAGACGAGGGGGGUCAUGUUCGAAGACGACCUCGACCAAAUGGCCCAGCAAGUCACAAAGCUCGCGUGAGUAAGCCAUACAUGCACCCCGUGCCAGCACGCACGCACAGCGGGAGACACAACAAAAUACAUCUCAGGACUCGGCCACCUGCCCUCCCUCUGUCUGUUCGUGUCUCCUCCCUCCCUCCCUCCCUCCCUCCCUCCCCCUGCCAGUUGGCUUGGGUGGAUCGUGUCGUCGGGACUUCCCAUCUACGCCACCAUCCAGGUAGACAGUAGAGCAGAAGGGGGCCGGCCGGCCUCACGUGUGUUCCCAACCCCCCCUUCAUGCAAUGCAAUGCACCCACCUACCUACCUACCUCCUAACACAUGCUUUGUGUUUUCUCCUCCCAGUGGCUCAUCAUUGGCCCCAGUGCCCCGAGGUCAGCCAGCCGCACUAAUGCAUUUGGGUGGGGUGGGUGGAUGCGAGCAUGCCUGGUGGUGCAGCACUCUGGCGGCCGGUCUGUCUCUGUGGGAUUGGCUUGAGAAAUGGGACGAAGUCAUUUGGUCCAAGGUCACAGACGCAUGUGCCUCGGCAGUCAACCACAUCACGGAGAAAUUCGUCGAGAUCGCGGUGGGCGAGGAGGUGAUGGCUUUCAUAGCGGCCGAGGAAGCAGAAGCGGAUGGGCAGCACGAGGCCGUCGUCGAGGGACCGCUGAAGGAUAUAUUCCGGCUGAAAUUCCACAGGGAAGACUGCGUCUACACCGACACACACGCGCCCAAGAGUUUGGUGCCUUCCCGUGCCUCCGGCCCCGUGGGCUGCCCUCUAAAUGAUGAAUUCAAGGAUGCGGAUCGAGAGCUGACGCAGCGGGGGAAGGAGAUGCGGUCUGGGAUCCAGCGUCGGCAAGAGGCCGUGGAAAGAGAAGAGUUGGGCAUGCAGUGAGGGAGGGAGGGGAAGCGGGAAGGCUUGACAGAUUGGGAGAGAUUGAGAGAGACACUGUCUG
Vitrella brassicaformis is the source of this 2192-nucleotide messenger RNA. NCBI's taxonomy places the organism in Eukaryota, Vitrellaceae. The record is from the annotation of a GenBank genome assembly.